This is a messenger RNA of Clonostachys rhizophaga, 2487 nucleotides long. NCBI's taxonomy places the organism in Eukaryota, Fungi, Ascomycota, Sordariomycetes, Hypocreales, Bionectriaceae. The record is from the annotation of a GenBank genome assembly.
AUGCGGUCUCUAGGAACUUCCUCGCUUCUCCUGGCUUUGGCUUCUUUCUCGCAGAAUGUCCUGGGUCAAAGGGCACCUUCCACGUAUACAGACUCGGCCUCGGGCAUUGUAUUCGAUACCUGGACAGAAAGCGGGUUGACAUUUGGAUUCGCUCUACCCACAGAUGCCCUUCAAACUGAUGCAAGCGAAUAUAUUGGUUAUCUGAGAUGUGAUACAGCAACCAAGGGGACUGGGUAUUGUGCUCUCUCUCUAGGAGGUUCCAUGACCAACAAGUUACUUCUCACCACCUACCCAUACGAGGAUGAGGUGCUCACUUCUUUCCAGUGGGCGACUGGGUAUAGGCCUCCUGGGUUCUAUGCUGGCGAUGCGCAAUUGACGCAAAUAUCGUCCAAGAUAGAAGAUGGUUACUUCGAGAUUCUGUACCGAUGCCAGAACUGCUUGAAGUGGAAUCACAAUGGCAGCCAAGGUAGUCUCUCAACAACAGCCAGCACCUUUUUGGUAGGCUGGGCCAUCCACAGUGUGACGCCAACGGGUGCGAGGUGCCCUACCAGCAUCUCGGCAGGGCAGCACAACAGUGCUGGAACCAUUACUGGCACAUUUUCCUCGAACAGUGCCAGCGAGAAGUACCAGGAAUGGACUUCUCUCGCCGACAAGGUCGUUCCUGGUCAUUGCGAUGACACUCCAUCUACCACAUCUUCCAUCCCAGGCCCAACUGGCACUCCCGUUCCUACUGAUGCCGUAUAUGACUACGUCGUUAUUGGAAGUGGUGCUGGUGGGCUUCCUGCCGCUGAUAGACUCAGCGAGGCUGGCAAGAAGGUCCUCCUUAUCGAGAAGGGACCUCCGUCAACAGGCCAGUGGGGUGGCCCAGCCAAGUCUGCUUGGAAGCCCGACUGGCUCGCGGGCACAGACCUGACCCGGUUUGAUGUUCCAGGCCUCUGCAACCAGAUCUGGGUGGACUCUGAUGGCAUUGCCUGCCGCGACACUGACCAGAUGGCCGGCUGCCUUCUCGGUGGCGGCACUGCGGUGAAUGCUGGAUUGUGGUGGAAACCUUCUGCUGAGGAUUGGGACUACAAUUUCCCUGACGGCUGGAAAUCAUCUGACAUGUCUGGAGCUGUUGAGCGUGCCUUCACAAAGAUCCCCGGCACAAGAAGAUCAUCGCAAGAUGGAAUCCGUUAUUAUGACGAAGGUUACAAGGUUCUUUCUGAGGGUGUCAAAUCCUCGGGCUGGUCCGAGUUCAAUCCGUUUACCGAGCCAGAGAAGAAGAACAAAACAUACACCGACGCUGCCUUCAUGUUUAUUAACGGCCAGCGAGGUGGUGCUCUGGCGACAUACUUAGCCAGCGCCUCCGAGCGCGAAAACUUCGACCUUUGGACCGCCACGCAGGUCAAGAGAAUUGUUCGCUCGGGUGGACAUGCCACAGGAAUUGAGGUCGAGCCUUACGAGGGCAACGGCUAUGAGGGCACAGUCCAGUUGACGCCAGGGACUGGCCGAGUCAUUGUCUCAGCAGGCGCCUUUGGUAGCGCCAGGCUUCUCAUGAGAAGUGGCAUUGGCCCUCAGGACCAGCUGGAGAUUGUCGCCAACUCGACCACCGACGGUCCGGUAUUCAUCUCUGAUGAUGAGUGGAUUCUGCUUCCCGUUGGCCAUAACCUCGAAGACCACACCAACACGGACACGGUUGUCAGCCACCCCAGCGUUAGAUUCUAUGAUUUUUAUGCCGCUUACACUGACCCCAUCGAGAGUGAUGCGCAAGCCUACCUCGAUUCCCGGUCUGGAAUUUUGGCACAGGCCGCCCCCAAUAUCGGCCCUGUGAUGUACGACGAAAUCUCGGGAGCAGAUGGCAUCGUUCGUUCAUUGCAGUGGACCUCGCGUGUCGAAGCAAGCUUCAACAUUGAGGAUGAAUAUGCUAUCACCAUGAGCCAGUAUCUUGGUCGUGGGUCCAAGUCACGAGGUAGAAUGACGCUCGCUGCCGACCUUAGCACGGUUGUCAAUGAGCCCCCAUACCUCCAUGACCCAGAGGACAUCGAAGCGAUCAUCACGGGCCUUGAUAACAUGCGUGAGGCGCUCUCUGGUGUCGAGGGCCUGACAUGGCUAGCACCUGCUGCCAACCAAACCUCUCGGGAAUAUGUCAAUGCUCUGUCAAAAACAUCUGGGCGUGGUGCCAAUCACUGGAUUGGAACCAACAAACUCGGAACUGAAGAUGGACGUAAAGGUGGCGACGCGGUUGUUGACCUCAAUACCAAAGUUUGGGGAACCGACAACAUCUUUGUUGUCGAUGCUUCCGUCAUUCCAGGCAUGGUCACACCCAACAUCCAGUCCUAUAUUGUGUCUGUUUCUGAGAAGGCAACGGAGAGGAUUCUGGCGCUUGAACCUGCUUCUGGUGGCUCAGAGGGCGCGCAGUGCGGUGGCCUCGAGUGGAACGGAAGCCAUUACUGUCAGGAAGGCCUGACAUGCACUCGCCAGGACGCAUCCAUUUCAAAAUGUCAGUAG